Molecule: messenger RNA, 8192 nt
Organism: Gadus chalcogrammus (walleye pollock)
Lineage: Eukaryota; Metazoa; Chordata; Actinopteri; Gadiformes; Gadidae
Product: protein furry homolog
Exons: 35
Coding region: 1014-6887 (1957 amino acids)
Biological process (GO): neuron projection development; cell morphogenesis
Cellular component (GO): site of polarized growth; cell cortex
Source: RefSeq, a predicted model, not a curated record
UGGACCUCAGGAUCAUGUGGCUUAUUACACUGAUACGAUUUCAACGAGGCUUAGUUAUUAGUUAAAAUAUAGAAAACGACAUUUAUAUAUAUAUAUAUUCUUAUUUUUAUAGAAAGAAGAAAAACUGUAUAUUUGUUUAAUCUGGUAGCACCAAACUAUCUGCAAACUAUCAUUGUUAACAUUAUUCCUUAUUGUAUUCUAAUUUCAUGAUGAAGAGCACUCUCCAGUCAUGAACAUGCUGUUCAUGACUACUACUACUAUUACAUUACAUUCGACUCAGGCCUGUCCUUUUUUAUUUGAUCAUGUCACAACAACUAUGAAAACAAUUCUCUAACCUCCGGCUAACCUCGACGGGCAAAUCUCCCCGCUGAAAGUAUCGGCUCACUUUAAAACUCUUUCUGGGGGGAGGAUGUCUGUUACGGACGGUCAGUCCAUUAGUGGAACAUCCCGGCUGGCCAUUAUAGGAUUAUGAAUUAUUAAAAACGAGCCCUCAAUCUGUCCCGGGCUGAUGCAGUCUAACAGGAGAACUUUAACAUUGAUCUCCAUUUGGACAUUUCCCACCAGGGAACGGGUUCCAGAAAUAGUUUAUGAAUUAGAAAGAGGGUUCUGGAGAGACUAAGGCAGGUGAUCACUCACACUGUGCCAGCGCUCUGCCCCUCUCGCUGGAGGAAACCCGUUAAUGGAUGUACACAAUCAGAACGAAACACAAGACAUUAAGGCAUUAAAACAUCAAGGGAUAAGUAUACCAUUUUUGUACACUUUGUACACACAGCAUUGUAUUUCAAGAUGUAGGACAUUAUGCAUUUAGUAGACAUUAGUAUUACGCCUGGUCCCAGUCUAUUUGUGUUCAGUCUUGAAGGUUAAUUUUAAGUGCAGCCCUCUCUUUGCAAACCGCAUUAAAUAUUACAUAUAUUUAAAAAUAUUGUCCAUGUCUCUCCCGUACGCUGACUCAGCAUAGUGAGCCAGACAUUGGCACAGGGCUUGUUAGCGCUUCUGGCUAGUUCUGCCGACUCAUGCUCCCCUCUCCUCCACUUCCUCUGCCUCUUCUCUCUCUAGUGCACCACAGACGCUUCCUAUUCCCCCAGCAGAGUCUUCGUCACCACCUCUUCAUCCUCUUCAGCCAAUGGGCCGGCCCGUUCAGCAUCAUGUUCACCCCCCUGGACCGCUACAGCGACAGGAACCACCAAAUCACCAGAUAUCAGUAUUGUGCCCUGAAGGCCAUGUCGGCAGUGCUGUGCUGCGGCCCUGCGUUUGAUAACGUUGGCCUGUCGCCAGACGGCUACCUCUAUAAGUGGAUGGAUAACAUACUGGCCUGCCAGGACCAGCGGGUCCACCAGCUGGGCUGUGAGGUGGUCAUCCUGCUGCUGGAGCUCAACGCCCAGCAGGUGCACCUCUUCAACUGGGCGGUGGACCGCUGCUACAAUGGCUCCUACCAGCUCGCGUCCGGCUGCUUCAAGGCCAUCGCCACCGUGUGUGGCAGCAGGAACUACCCAUGUGACCUGGUGACCCUGCUGAACCUGGUGCUUUUCAAAGCGUCUGACUCCAGUAGGGAAAUCUAUGAGAUUUCCAUGCAGCUAAUGCAGAUUCUUGAGGUUAAGCUGUCUGUUUACUCUAAGAGGAUUGGGGAGCAGAAGGCCAGCAGUAUUCUGUACGGCACCCACCGGCCCCUUCCACCUCUCUACAGCGUCUCUCUAGCCCAGCUCUCCUGCCAGCUGGCUAGGAUGUACCCCGAGCUCACCCUGCCUCUGUUCUCAGAGGUGAGUCAGAGGUUCCCCACCACCCACCCCAAUGGCCGGCAGGUCAUGCUCACCUACCUCCUGCCCUGGCUCUCCAACAUAGAGCUGGUGGACCAGGGCCUGCUCUCCCCCCUCUCCCCUCUCUCCCCCCUCUCCACGCCCAGCAGCCCAGAGUACGAGGCCUCUCCGGGGGACGCUGGUCUGGGGGCCUCCCACCACCAGCUCAUGGGCAGCGGAUGGGGGUCCCUGCAGGCCACCUCCAUGGUCCUCAACAACCUCAUGUUCAUGACCGCCAAGUACGGAGACGACGUUCCCGGGCCGGAGAUGGAGAACGCCUGGAACUCCCUGGUCAACAACCAGCGCUGGGGCCAGAACCUGCGCACCGCGCUGCAGUUCCUCAUCAGUCUGUGUGGAGUCAGCAGCGACACCGCCCUGCUGCCCUACAUCAAGAAGGUGGUGGUCUACCUGUGUCGGGACAACACCAUCCAGACGAUGGAGGAGCUGCUGUUCGAGCUGCAGCAGACGGACCCCGUCAACCCGGUGGUCCAGCACUGUGACAGCCCCCCCUUCUACCGCUUCACCGCCACGGGCAAGCCCCCCCCUGGGGCUUCAGGCACCACAUCCAGCAACAACACGGUGGUGGCGGGCCAGGACGGCUUCGCCGACGCGGACGAGACCAAAGCGUCCAAGGAGAGCGAGGAGAGGCUCAGCCACAUCAAGCGCGCCCACAACCGCCUGGAGUCGCGCUACAGCAACAGCUCCGGGGGCUCCUACGACGAGGAGAAGAGCGACCCCCUGCCCCCCUACGCCGCAUGGCUGGUGUCGGUGGUGGAGACCAACCAGCCCCACCCUCUGCCCAUGCCUUCCAACGGAGGCUGCUGGGUCCCACUGGUGGACUUCCUGCCCGAGACCACCAUCCCCCCACGAGGACCCCUGCACAGGUGUAACAUCGCCGUGCUCUUCAUGACGGAGAUGGUGGUGGACCACAGCGUCAGAGCAGACUGGGCCAUCCACCUGCCCCUGCUGCUGCACGCCUUGUUCCUGGGCAUGGACCACUGCCGCCCAGAGGUGUUUGACCACAGCAAGCGUCUCCUGCUCCACCUGCUCAUCACCCUGUCCUGCAACAACAACUUCCAGGGCAUCGCCCCUGUGCUGCUGCAGAGCCGGGAGGUCAACGCCAGCAGAACCCUGACCAGCCCACCCAGCUUCCAGCCGGACGGCUCCGCCACAGGUGGAGGCUUCGACUUCCUGAGGGAGGGCCAGGGGUCUCCGGUCCCGGACUCGGGUCUGAACUCCUCCUCCACCUCCUCCAGCCUCAGCCUUGGGGGGAGCACCAGCAACCUGCCCGACAUGUCCCAGGAGGAGCUGGACUCCUCUGGCCAGCUGGACCACAAGACCAACAAGCUGAUCGAGUUCCUCACCACCAGAGCCUUCGGACCCCUGUGGUGCCACGAGGACAUCUCACCCAAGAACCAGAACUCCAAGAGCACCGAGCAGCUCACCAACUUCCUGCGCCACGUCAUCUCCGUGUUCAAGGACUCCAAGUCAGACGUCCACCUGGAGCAGCAGCUGAGCGAGGUGGCUCUGCAGACGGGUCUGAGCAGCUCCUCCCGCCACUACGCCAGCCGCUCCUUCCAGGUGUACCGGGCCCUCCGCCAGCCCCUCUCCGCCCACGCCGUGUCCGACCUGCUGUCCCGGCUGGUGGAGGUGGUGGGGGAGCACGGGGAGGAGGUGCAGGGCUACGUGCUGGAGGUCCUGCUGACUCUGGAGUCGGUGGUGGAUAACCUGGCCGAGUGUCUAAAGAACCAGGACCUCCUGGCCCUGCUGACCCGAGCGUCGUCUCCUGACUUCCUGGGCGGUGGCGUCGGCGGCGGGGGCGCGCGGUUGAUGUCGAACCGUAAGAGCACGGGCCAGCUGAACCCGCGGCGCCUCGACCGGAGCCGGCACCAGCGCAGCUCCUCGGUGCCCAAGAAGUUCGGCGAGGCGGACCGCUCGUGCUCGGACCCCCCCCGGAGCGCCACCAUGGACCGCCUGCAGGCCUGCUUCGCGCACGGCGGCGGCGGCGGCGGCGGCGGCCCGGCCAAGCCCGCCCACAGCCCGCUGUCCUCGUCGGCGGACAACCUCCACGACCCCUCCAACGCCAACCACCCCAGCAACCUGCUGGCCACCAUCUUCUGGGCGGGCGUGUCGCUCAUGGAGUCGGACUUUGAGUUCGAGUACCAGAUGUCCCUCCGGCUGCUGAGCAAGCUGCUGGCCCAGGUGUGCCUGGAGCAGCCGGAGAGCCGGGAGAAGCUGGAGAAGAUGCAGGAGCAGCUGAGGUGGAGCAGCUUCAGGGGGCUCCAGCAGCUGCUGCUGAAGGGCUUCACCUCGCCCUCCACCACCGAGCUCACCCUGCACAUCUUCUGCCAGCUCACGCCUGUGUGCCGUGUGCCCGUGGUGGACGCCUCCCAGACCAUAGGUUUCCCCCUGAACGUCCUCUGUCUGCUGCCGCACCUCGUCCAAAACUUUGACGGCCCCACGCUCUUCUGCCAAGACGCCGCCCAGAGGAUAGCACAGGUGUGUCUGGAGGAGAAGAACGCCAAGCUGUCCAACCUGGCGCACGUGAUGACCUUGUACAAGACCCACGCCUACACGCGGGACUGCUUCUCCUGGGUGAACGUGGUGUGCCGAUACCUCCACGAGGCCUUCCCGGACAUCACCCUCAGCAUGGUCACCUACAUGGCCGAGUUGCUGGAGAAGGGACUUCCCAGCAUGCAACAGACACUGCUGCACAUCAUCUACAGCCUGUUGAGUCACAUGGAUCUGGCUGGAAUCCAGGCCAAGCCGUUCAACAUGGAGGUGCUGAAGACAAUCGAGAAAUUUGUACAGACGUCCCAUUGGAGGGAGGCUCUGAACAUCCUGAAGCUGGUGGUGUCGCGCUCAGCCAGCCUGGUGCAGCCCUCCGGCCCCCCCAGCGAGCCCGGCCCCCUGGAGCCCCCCGGGGCCCGGCUAUGGGACCGCGCCUCCAAAGCCCUGCCUGGGAAGACCCUGCACUUCCACUUCGACAUCUCGGAGACGCCCGUCAUCGGGCGGCGCUGUGACGACCCCCGCGGGUCCCCGGGCUGCGACGGUAAGAGCCGGGCCCUGGCCGUGACCCGCAGCACCUCCUCCACCUCCUCAGGCUCCUCCUCCCAGCCCGUCCUGGUGCCCGUCAGCUGGAAGAGGCCUCAGUCCUCCCAGAAGAGAACUCGGGAGAAGCUGGUGGACGUGUUGUCCUUAUGUGGACAAGAAGUUGGACUCACCAAGAACCCUUCAGUGAUCUUCUCCAGCUGUGGGGAGCUGGACCUGAUGGAGCUGCAGCCCAGCUUGGUGUCCUCCUCUGAUGGCACCAGAGACCCGGACAACAUGGAGGACACCUGCUCCGAGCAGCAGUUCAGGGUGUUCCGGGACUUCGACUUCCUGGACGUGGAGCUGGAGGACGGAGAGGGGGAGAGCGUGGACAACUUCAACUGGGGGGUGCGGAGGCGCUCCAUGGACAGCCUGGAGCAGGGCGAGACCCCGGCCCUGGAGGAGAGCCUGCUGGCCGCCAGCCUGCCCAGCCUGGACCUGCUGGCCCGGGGGGACCGGGAGUCUGGAGACUCCUCCUCAGAGGAGGAGGACGACUCCCUCUCGGCCAGCCAGGGCCUGUCCCACUCUCAGCUGACAGUCCACCUCUCUCAGUCGGCCGAGAGUGCCAGCGGUGACUCUCUGAACGCCUCCUUCGACGCGUCUCCCCCUGCACCUCCUCCUCCGCUGUCCUCGGAGCCUGGGAGCCUCCCUGCUCCUCCUCUGGGCUCCAGGGGGCCCAGCCUGGAGGUGCAGACGGCCGGGGACCAGCCCAAGCCGCGGUCGACGGCGUUGUCGACGGCGUUGUCGACGGCGGACGAAGACGCAGGCGUCCACGAGGAGCGCUACUCCCUCUCCAUCGCCGACAUCCCCCUGGAGUACCUGGGCGGAGACGUGUUCUCCCUGGACCGGUCCCACCCGGACCACGCCGGGGGGGCGCUGGACCUGCGUGCCACGCCCAGCCAAUCCGAAGAGAGGAGGGACGACACGCUGCGGUCCAGCCGUUCCUCGCCGCCGCCCUCGCCGUUCUUCUCCGCCAUCUUGGCGGCGUUCCAGCCGACGGCGUGCGACGACGUGGAGGAGGCGUGGCGGCGGCACCUCAGCCAGCUGGUCGCCGACAGCGACGGCUCCUGCGCCGUCUACACCUUCCACCUGUUCUCCUCGCUCUUCCAGAAUAUUCAGAACAAGUUCUGCUCCCUCACCUGCGAGGCUGUGAGUUACCUUGGAGACGGACUCCGGGGCAUCGGAGCAAAAUUCUCCCGGUCUUCCAAGAUGCUGACGUCGUGCUCGGAAUGUCCAACGCUGUUCAUCGACGCGGACACUAUCAUGUCGUACGGUCUCCUUGAGAAGAUGAAGUUCAGCGUGCUUGAGGUCCAGGAGUAUCUGGACACCUACAACAACCGACGGGAUGCCACCAUUUCCUGGCUGAGCGACUGUAAGACUACAUUUCCCAGAGUCACCGAGGGCGUCUCCAUUAAUCACCAACCAGAGGACGAGAAGGACAAGCAACUAGAGCUCUGUCAACGGCUCUACAAACUCCACUUCCAACUCCUGCUGCUGUUUCAGUCGUACUGCAAGCUGAUUGGCCAGGUCCACACAAUCAGCUGUAUCCCUGAGCUGAGCAACAUUUCCUCCGAGCUGAACGACCUGGAGAGGGGGCUGAGGGGGGCGGCGGCCUCCGUGACCAGCGAGGCCCAGGACCCCCCGGACGGGUACGGCCCCGAGCCCACCUUCAGCUCCUCUGAGGAGGCCGUGCAGAGCGUCCUGGAGGGCCUGACCAACCAGCACUUCCCCUCCGCCCUGCGCACCAUCCGGGAGUGCAGGAAGGCGUGGCCGAGCGACAUCUUUGGCAGCGCGUCGGAGGACGAGGUGCAGACGCUGCUCAACAUGUUUUUCCGGCACCAGGCGCUGGGCCGGCCCGGGACCUUCGCCCUGGUGGGCUCCCUCCGGGACCUCACCCGGGUCUGCGGGGAGCUCACGGAGCUCAACGCCGAGAUCCGGGACCUGGUCCGCCGCACCCAGGGCUUCCGCGCCAUCGCCGCCUUCCUGCCGGACUCCAACGUAUGACCUUUGACCCCCGGGACGGUCCAGGGUUAGGGUCAGGGCUACGUGAGGUUGACGGCUCAGAGGACCACUGGACCCUCGUCCUGUCAGCUUCUUGCUCCGAUGUUCAAACGCUCCCAAACGUCAGGGUGUCGAGACGCUGUCUUUAUCUUUUGGGGGUCGGAUAUUGUUGUCGUUAUGCAUGAGACUAACACCGUCGUCUUCUGUUCGAGAUGUGGGGGAAACGUGAGACCCAACACGAUGCUGUGGCGUCAUGUGAUCCGAGGAUCGGGCUUCGUCUUCCGACUGGUUUAUUCGUGAGGUCAGAUAUCGGAAGCGGUUCGGGUCGUCCAGGGAGCAGCACUGGUUGGGCUCGUCGCCCCUGAGAGGCUUUACUCGUCACCGAGACGCUGAGGCUUUCAUUGCACUAAGAGUAGAUGAUGUCACAAGAUGGCCGCCACCCGCGGGGCCAUCGGAUGUUAACGUUUUUACAUUCUACGACGAUGUACCAAAGUUUUAAGUUAUUUUCUUUCAACGCUGUUGUUUUUACUUUGUCCAGGGACACGUGCAAUGCUUUUAGAAAAAAAGACCUAUAUUGUAUCAUUAAGAAAACAGUUUGUUGUUGUUGUUUCAGGGCUCUGCGCUUACAUGAGAGUAGUAGGAAUAGAGUUGUGAUGUCAUUUCAAAGUGUGUGCGUGUGUGUGUGUAAGUAUGUGUGAACGUGUAUGUGUGUGCGUGUGGGUCUCCAAUGCUGAUCACAGAACAAUGUACAUACUGUAUCUCACAGCGUUGACAUGCUGCAUCGUCUACUGUACGUCUCACCAACUGAUUCCUUCUACUUCAACCAUAGAAUAAUGUUACCAUGAUAUUGAUGACAUCAUCACACAUAACGGCUCCUUCCUGCUUGGUGGCUGCCAGCACAUAUUAUGAAAGGAUUUUUAAACAUAAAUUGCAUUAAUGUACCUGCUUUCCCCUUCCAGAGCUAGUUUUAUAGAAGAGUGUAGUUCCAUCUGGGAAAUAACAUGCCAAGCGUGAAGAAUUGUAUGUACUAUAAGAUGGCAAUAGUAAUAUUUAUAAACGUUUAAACUAUAAAAUAUAAACUAUUUUGACUGAAACUAAAUGUACAUAUUGCGAUGAGGGCUGGCUCAGGCUUACAAGAAGAUUGUAUUUUUAUGCGUUUAUUUGCUUAGUGAAGGACACCGUGUUUGUACAGCUUUGAUAUGGAUUAUCGCCCCGGCUUUUCAUCAUGUAAAUACUGUACUUCUGCCUCUACUGCGAUGUGUUGUGUUCUCUACACCUCUGUAACAAUAAAGAGUAAAGACUAGAUUU